Messenger RNA from Nicotiana tabacum (common tobacco), 492 nucleotides. The record is from RefSeq and is a predicted model, not a curated record. NCBI's taxonomy places the organism in Eukaryota, Viridiplantae, Streptophyta, Magnoliopsida, Solanales, Solanaceae.
AUGAUUCAAGAAGCAAAGAUCACACUACACAAGGCUUUCAAGAUUAAAGACCUAGGAAACUUGAAAUAUUUUCUGGGCAUUGAGGUUUGCAGGUCUGCAAAAGGAAUUCUUUUAUGCCAAAGGAAGUAUGCUCUAGAAGUUACAGCAGAAUUGGGACUGUCUGGUGCCAAGCCUACUAUUACAACAAUGGAACAAAAUAAACAACUUACAAUUGUUGAGUAUGAUGAACAUUGUCAUCUGGACAAUGAUCCAACACUAGCAGAUGUGAGGAGCUAUCAGAAGUUGAUUGGAAAGCUUUUAUACUUGACCUUGACAAGACCCAAUAUUGCUUAUAGUGUGCAGACUCUAAGUCAAUUUAUGCAAGCUCCCAAGCAGUCUCAUCUUGAAGCAGCAUACAGGGUAGUCAGAUAUGUGAAGAAUGAGCCAGGGCUUGGGAUUCUUAUGAGCGCAAUUGGGGACAUGACUCUUAGUGCACAUUGUGAUUCAGACUGA